Aspergillus costaricaensis CBS 115574 is the source of this 255-nucleotide messenger RNA. RefSeq lists its product as uncharacterized. Lineage: Eukaryota; Fungi; Ascomycota; Eurotiomycetes; Eurotiales; Aspergillaceae. The coding region runs from base 1 to 255 and encodes 84 amino acids. The transcript is spliced from 3 exons. The record is from RefSeq and is a predicted model, not a curated record.
AUGGCUGAGGUCCAACUUAUUGCCACCCUGCGACCGGCCCCGGGAAAGGAGACUGAGGUUAGACACCUUCUUUGCGACACGGCCCGUCUUGUGGAGCAGGCAGAACCAUCAUGGGCCAAUAUCAAUGCCCUUGAGCACCACCAUAGUCGUCCCUGGCUCCGCCAGAUGUAUUCAACAUUUUUGGAGAAGCAGCUAUUAGACGGUCCAGAGCAGAUUGAGAUGCUGACAGUUAUUGCUGGGUUUGCCGUGCGUUAG